Messenger RNA from Olea europaea var. sylvestris, 1463 nucleotides. RefSeq lists its product as uncharacterized. Lineage: Eukaryota; Viridiplantae; Streptophyta; Magnoliopsida; Lamiales; Oleaceae. The transcript is spliced from 9 exons. The record is from RefSeq and is a predicted model, not a curated record. Bases 217 to 1239 code for a protein of 340 amino acids.
UGGCAGUGUCAUCCAUUCUCAAGAAAAAACAAAGAAAGAGCAACCACUCAUUUCACUCGCUUUAGUACACAUAAAAAAAUUUAGUGCCAAUUCACAAAUUCCUUAUCCAACAUUCUUCAUUUUUGUCUCUGAUAAUAAUUGGAUUGUUGGCUAUACACACACGAAGUGAACACGAAAGAAAUCCAAAGAAAAAGGGACAAAAAUUCGAGGAAAAAUAUGCUGUCGAAAGAAUCAGCAGGAUCAAAUUUCGAUCUCCCCGAGGAGAUGUUGGAAGUUUUGCCGUCGGACCCAUUUGAACAGCUUGAUGUGGCCAGAAAAAUCACCUCCAUUGCGCUGUCGACACGUGUCUCCGCACUCGAAUCCGAAGGGUCUGUUCUCCGGCAGCAGCUAACCGACAGGGACGUUAUCAUCGCCGACCUUCAGUCCCAGCUCGACUGCGUCGACGCCACCCUGUCGGAAACUUCCGACAAGCUCGCCGAUGCCCAGCAAGAUAAGGAGAAUUUGUUGAAGGAGAAUGAGCAGUUGAGCACCACUGUGAAGAAGCUGAAUCGAGAUGUUGCUAAGUUGGAAGCCUUCAGAAAGACACUCAUGAAAUCACUUCAAGAAGAUGACGACAAAUCUGCGGGUGCUCCUGAUAUAUCUGGCCUUCAUGUCCCGAGCAAUACAGUAGACGAUGCUACCUUGCCACCUACCCGAACUGCAUCUAUGCAUAGCCAAUUUUCAGACACUGGAAAUUCGUACACCGACAAUCCCGAGACAGAAGCGAUGUUGCCGCCACGUGUAUCACAAAGCCUGUUGCUAGCAUCACAAGCUAGCACACCUCAGCUUACACCUCCCAUUUCCCCUCCUAGUCUAUCUGCAUCUGUAUCUCCAUCUAGGACACCAAAACCCUUGUCUCCAAGGAGACACUCCAUUUCAUUUUCAACGACGAGAGGCGUUUUUGAUGAGAGAUCGUCUGGGUUUUCUUCUGUGCCUUCCAGCCAGCACAGUUCGUUAUCUGGCUUGGAUACAGGAUCGCAAUCAGGUAGAACUCGAGUUGAUGGAAAAGAAUUCUUCCGCCAAGUCAGGAACCGGCUUUCUUAUGAACAGUUUGGUGCAUUUCUAGCUAAUGUCAAGGAAUUGAACUCCCACAAGCAAACGAAAGAGGUAACUUUGCAAAAGGCUGAUGAAAUUUUUGGGCCCGACAACAAGGAUCUUUACGCCAUUUUCGAAGGGUUGAUCACCCGGAAUGUCCAUUGAAAGAACAUGCUUGUAAAUACCUCAAGGUUGUAAUUCUUUGUAUCUCCAUGAUAUGAUUGCUUAUGUAAUCAUAGUUGUAGAGUGAGUUAAUAGGUUCAGAAACAAUGGUAAGUUGAAUCGAUUUGUACGAGAUUUUUACAUAUUUUCAUUGUCAAUGUUUCAAUAAAUGAAUUGUAACAUGUUUAAGUUCAUAGGAGGAAAUAUGAAGAAUUUAGACUAAGAAA